This is a messenger RNA of Carassius gibelio (silver crucian carp), 2936 nucleotides long. Its product is annotated as complement C1q-like protein 4. The transcript is spliced from 3 exons. Lineage: Eukaryota; Metazoa; Chordata; Actinopteri; Cypriniformes; Cyprinidae. The coding region runs from base 1416 to 2138 and encodes 240 amino acids. The record is from RefSeq and is a predicted model, not a curated record. Gene Ontology annotation, molecular function: protein binding.
AAGGGAUAGUGGGAGGAGCCGACCGGAUGGAAGAAGGGGAUAGUGUGAGUGUGUGUGUGUGUGGAGUGUGAAAAUCUCACAGGUGUCGGAGUCAGAAGUCCAGCGCUGUUGCUGUUUUGUUAUUUCUCUCGACAGAACGAACUCCAAAAGCGGAAGUUUACCUCAGGCGUGCAGUCAGUCACAGUUCGUCGAAUAAAUAAAGUCAGAAGUGCUGUUAGUCGCAACUUCAUUAAGUUAACUUAUCUUAUUUGACUGGUAAAGGCAUUUAAAAUCGUUAUUCUGCGAUUCGGUCUCUUGUUGGAGUAAAGAGGAGUCUUCGUCUGCUGAAGAUGCGCAUGAAGAAAAAGCACCUUUAAUUUGCUUUUGAGCGCAGCAAAUGUAAGGAGAGACAUCAGAGGAAAGAUUUUUAAUCAUAAAUAUCUUCCAUAAUCAUUGAAGUGAAGUUCAGUUUCUGUGGAAGUUUCCUGACCUGCCAGAGCGACUACAGGGGUCUUUCAUUUAUCCCUUAAAAAUAAAUAAUAAUAAUAUUCUGAAGGAUCGAUACAUUGUGGCUCAUCAGGUUUUGAUGCAGGGCGUUGGACAAAUUUCAUUGUGUGGGAUCAGUUUAUUUUGAAACGUGGAACAUUGGAUGACAGAUUUUUUUGUCACAUCUUUUAGGUAUUUAGUUGGACUUGAUUUUAAUUUUGUUGUGCAAGCAGAUAACUUUGUGAUUUCAUCUCUCAUGAACUGAAUUUUGCAGUUUCUAAAUUGCACAGCUUUUGUCAGGUGGACAGGAACUUUGAAGUGGAAAAAAGAAAAACAGUUCAUUUUUGUUCGCUUAUGCAAAGGAAAACCUCAAAGCAUCUUCUGUGUAUUGGAGUAUUCAUUGUAUAUUUAAUGUUAACAAGCAAGGGGAUGAAUGAAAAUAUCUGUAUUGUUAUUAACCAGGAAAUUCCAACACUUUAAAAAACACCAUAUUGCAUUUAAUUGCUAUUGUUAAUAUAUAAUACGUGACCAUAAACUGUGUGUUCCCGUAAUCAUCUUUCUUAAUCAUUCUUUACCGUGCCACACCUUUCUGUUGCAGCCUCCACUGUUCCUUUUCAUUCCUUCAGAUCUUCCUGUGGCUCUCCACUCUGUCCUACCACAAGUCCCAUUGCACCGUUUUUUUCUGUAAGCUCCACACCCUUCUUGGUCUCCUUGUCUCAUCCAUAAAUUCAUCUGCUAUCCUUCUACUCACUGCUCUAUAGAUAUCUGUGGCUCUUUGGCUGUUCUUUUGUACCCAAAGAUACAUUUACUUUCAUACUUUAGUGAGUUUUUCUCCACCUUUCACGCUGGCGGGCACCAUCCCAUCUAAAGGAGAGGAGGACUUUCUAACGCUUGCUGCCUCCCGGAUCAGUCGUCGCAAGCGUGUUAUAGGAGCGGCAGUAGGUGUGGCCAUGGUUCUGAUUCUCCUGGUCACCAUCCCUUUACUGGUUCACAACACUAAAGGAGGAGGAGCCGGCAAUGCGGGAAGCCAUUAUGAAAUGCUAGGAAGUUGUCGGAUGGUUUGUGACCCCUACACCACAUCUCAUGGCCAGGAGCUAACGGCUGUUUCACCCGCACCUGUUGAUUUUCCAAACCGGAAAGGGAAACCUGGGUAUCGGGGACCUUCGGGAAUGCCAGGACCGCCUGGUCCACGAGGACCACCUGGAGAGCCUGGAAAGCCAGGGCCACAAGGGCCUCCUGGUCCUGGGCCUGGUGGUUAUGUGCCAUCAGUCUACAGCCCUAAGAUUGCAUUUUACGCAGGCCUGCGCAAGCAGCAUGAAGGCACUGAUGUGCUCAAGUUUGAUGAUGUGGUGACCAAUGUUGGCAACUACUAUGAGCCCAGCACUGGAAAAUUUACAUGCCCUCUACCUGGUAUCUACUUCUUCACAUACCAUGUCCUGAUGAGAGGAGGAGAUGGGACCAGUAUGUGGGCGGACCUCAAGAAGAAUGGACAGGUGAGGGCCAGCGCUAUCGCCCAGGACGCUGAUCAGAAUUAUGACUACGCCUCCAACAGUGUGAUCCUGCAUUUAGACGUAGGAGAUGAGGUCUGUGUGCAGCUGGACGGAGGGAAAGUCCAUGGAGGAAACACCAACAAAUACAGCACGUUCUCUGGUUUCCUCAUCUAUGCUGACUGACCUGCUCACGAUGCUGCUCUACACACUCAGAUGUACUGUGUAUGAACACACACACUCAAACAGCUACGUACACACACCAAACAGGCUUGAAAGAAACGGACAUGGUUUAUACGGAGCAGAAGGGCUUGACAUACAUAACCGCAACCAGUUUCUUUCAUAAAGCAAGGGAAUUUCUGACACGCUGUUUGUAUGUGUGUAAAUUAUAACUAUACACUACUCCCAAACUUAAAUUAAAAUGCAUAUAAAUAUAUGUCUAUAUCUAUCCUGGACAGUGACACACUCAUAUUUUCAUGUGUACUUGUUAGUGUACUUGUCUCCAUUUUGUGCGUCAUUCAAAACCAGAGAUUCAAACUCACUAGUCGACAUGCUUUAAAUGGUGAACUGAGAUGCAUUUACACAUGGUUGGACCAGAAAGAAAAUUAGUGCGUAAAUGUAAUUUUCACUCACUAGACGGAGCCGUAGUGCACACUAAUCUAAGUCUUCUUGUUCAAUUUAUUUGACUUAAAGUAACUGCUUAUGCUGUCUGUGUGGAAUUAGAAAUAUGGCUAAUACAUGUGGACACACAGGAGUGUAAUUACACACAAUGGCUCACUACAACCAGAUAUAUAGAUUUCCAAUCUGUCUAAAGAAUAUGGGCCGGUCCAGAACAUUGAUGUAUUGAUUAAGGCUAAUAAGACUCUUCACUAUUCAAAUGUAACCAAAAUACAAUGUUUUAAUCACACAAAUAAAUGAAAUGAAUGAAGGGGAGGAUGUUGUUCCCUUCUGUGUAAGUCUAAUAAAAGAUAUUACGAUAUAAAA